AUGACAGAAGGAGAUGCAGACAACUUAUUUAAAGUCCAAAAGAUCCCAAGAAUUCCUCGAAAUAGCCGGACUACCAUAUUACUUAAACAAGUUAAAGUCCACUUUGAAAAGGAAUACAGACUCAACUCUUGUUCAUUUUAUUUUGAACCAAAAAUGUUGACAAAGGAUUUCAUUAACAUGGUCAUCAAAAGAGUUAAUGAGGAUAUGAAAAAUAUAAACUUUCAAGAGAAUAAUAAGGGAUUCUUGUUAGCACCUUUGAGGGAAAUGGAUAACUCUUAUAUCCUUCAAAUUUGUGAUGAAAAUGGUAUUCCUGAUGAAGAUUUCCCUCCAUUAGAACCUUUAUCAACAAUUGGGGAAUUUGGUUCAUUAGACUUCAUUCUAAGAGAUAAUCCUGAUUGCUACUCUUCAAUAUUAGCAAGAAGAAGAAGUAGAAGGAAAAGUCGAGCUUCAAGAUCAUCAAAAACACAAGUAAUGGUCAAACUCUAUUUUCAGAUUUGUGGAUAUGAAGGAGUCUCAGCCACUUAUAUCACCAAAUUGGGUACAAAAGUAAAAGACUUUCUUGUUGUUGUCUUGAACGACCGAAAUAACAAAAGAAAAGAAGGUGACGUUGUUCUAUCAUAUGAAUUGUCUAAUUACAGUUUAGAAAUUGCUGAUGAAAAUGGUGUUUCAUGCUCGACCAUUGGAGUUGACAUUGAAUCCAAUUUCCAAGGUAUUGGGGAUGUAUUUAUAUUAAGAGGUAAAGGACAUUAUUCACCGAAGGAUUGUCAGAUGAAGAAGGCAGAACCUCAAGAAUCUCUAUUAUAA
Messenger RNA from Entamoeba invadens IP1, 804 nucleotides. RefSeq lists its product as hypothetical. NCBI's taxonomy places the organism in Eukaryota, Evosea, Mastigamoebida, Endamoebidae. The record is from RefSeq and is a predicted model, not a curated record. Bases 1 to 804 code for a protein of 267 amino acids. The transcript is spliced from 2 exons.